AUGAAAAGGCAGCAACAAGAAGAGGACGUGGUAGAGCUGCAUUUCGUGGAAAUAGUUGAGGUCGAGGCCGAGGCAAAGACUUUGAACAAAGACACUUCAAUGAGCAAAGAUGCAAUAGAAGCAACAAACAAUGUCGUAACUGCAAGAAGUACGGGCAUGCGCAAGAAGAUUGUUGUUAGAAGGAGAAACAAGAGAAUUAUGCAGAAACGACAAACAAAGAAAAAAAACAAGUUAGAGUUUUCAGAGAAGAGAAAAGAAGAGGAGAAAAAGGAGGAAAGAGAGGAGGAAGCAAGAACAUUCAAGAUCGUCGAAGUUCGGCUUGUAGAAUUUUUCAGGGGUGAUCCCUAUCAAGGACCCGAUUCGGGUUCACGCUAUACGAGGCUAUCUCCUCGUCCAUCAGUCUCAGUGCUUGACGGUGAAAUCAUCACUAAAGAGUUGGGUUUGCUUAAAAUUUCCCCCAAAACCAACCCAAGAAGUUUUCCGUAUAGUGUGAAGCAGCAGUGUUGGGACAAGGCGGAGAAAGUCAAGGGAAGAGACCCGGACCGAUGGCACCGAGACCCAUUGGGCAACACAAUCUUUCGGAAGCUUGUCGGAUGUCCUGGUUUUCUCUGCCAUGACUAUGACCAUAUAAUUCCCUAUUCUAAGGGUGGAGAAAGUACACUAGAGAAUUGUCAAGUUUUGCAGGCGACAGUUAAUAGAUCGAAGGGGAACUGAACUGAUAUAUCAUAAGCUGAAAUCAUUCAGAGAAGUUCGUAUUGUUGGGUUUCAGGUCGCGACAUGGAUCUUCUUGAACUUUCUGCCUACGGCGAUGUCCGUCGUGGAGAAGAUUCUGGGGGAUGUAAAAUUCAAUGAGUCCUUUUACAACAAUAUACUCAAGAAUGACAUUGUAUGCUUCCCCUUAAUUAUCAGUAUGACAGUA
Solanum lycopersicum (tomato) is the source of this 919-nucleotide messenger RNA. NCBI's taxonomy places the organism in Eukaryota, Viridiplantae, Streptophyta, Magnoliopsida, Solanales, Solanaceae. The record is from RefSeq and is a predicted model, not a curated record.